Solanum dulcamara is the source of this 875-nucleotide messenger RNA. RefSeq lists its product as uncharacterized. The transcript has a single exon. Bases 106 to 696 code for a protein of 196 amino acids. The record is from RefSeq and is a predicted model, not a curated record. NCBI's taxonomy places the organism in Eukaryota, Viridiplantae, Streptophyta, Magnoliopsida, Solanales, Solanaceae.
CUUGUCCACAUCUCCAUUAACAUCCCUUCGCUUCCUUUUUCUUCCCCAAAAUUUGAAGAAAUUCAAAUCAAAGGAAGAAAAUUUUUUUAAGAAGAAAUCUCCAAUAUGGGAAAUGGAUACAAUCAACAUCAUCAACAGCAGCUUUAUCACCAUAUUCUCCAUGGAAGCAGUGGUUUCUUCUUACCAAUGCUUUGUAAACUUUCAAUCAAAGAUGUAAAAUUACAAAACUCCAAAAAUCCUUCUUCUUCCGCCAAUCUCUCCGCCGAUAAUCACAACGAACCGACUUCCCCAAAAGUCAGUUGUAUGGGCCAAGUCAAAAGAAACAACAGAGUCAUUGGGUUUCCGACGCCGUACAGGCCAACUUCUACCACCGCCAUAACCGGACCGGUGAAUUCCAAAGUGAAGUACUUGAAGCUGAAGAAAUUGUUCUCCGGUAAGAAUUUUACUCCCGGUACUAAUACCGGCGGAAUUCGAAAAUCUACCAAAGUGAAUGAUACAAGUAAAAUUAAUGUUGUUGAAGUGAAUGUUAGUGAAUUGGAUCCGCCGUUGCCGGUGGUGAAGAAGGUGAAUCCGGCGCAGGCGGCGGACGGUGGUUUAUGGAAGAGAAGAUCUGGUGGGACUGCAUUGAAAAGUUUGCAGAUCCAACAGAUUCACUUACCGAUUGAUAAUUCUUUACUGCAACCGACCACUGUCUAGUGAGUUGUUACUGUUUGAAAAUUUUACUGUAGAUUUUUAUUUUUUUGUAUAUGAUUUUUUUUAUUUAGUGUAAUCAAUAACAAAGAAUUAUAUCUAAUAGUACUAGUAAUUAUAUUGUGUUUCUCGGUUGAAUUUUCAAUUUGAAAACAUUAAUCAUGAUAUAUUAGUAGGGCAGGAAA